Messenger RNA from Aspergillus calidoustus, 1014 nucleotides. Lineage: Eukaryota; Fungi; Ascomycota; Eurotiomycetes; Eurotiales; Aspergillaceae. The record is from the annotation of a GenBank genome assembly.
AUGCCCAGUCGCAAGCGCCUUUCAUCGUUACCACUUUCACGACAAUCCGCAAAGGUCCACCGAAAAGACAGUCCCGCAACUGAUGUCGACGCCGAGGGGAGUGCCGAAGAAGAAUUCGACAACAACAGUAGCGAUGACGAUUACCAACCCGAUGCAGAGGAAGAUCAGAGUGAAAAGGACGACCCCCCUACCUCCGAGAAUGAUGCGGAAAAGGAAGAUUAUCCAAGGCGAACCACCAUUAUCCCUUACGAGAAACUACGUCCUCUUGGUGGAGUUGAGUACUCUAGUACCAGAGUACACAAGAACACGCUCCUAUAUCUAAAAGACCUGAGGAUCAGUAACAAUCGCGAUUGGUUCAAGAGCCAUGAAAGGGAGUUUAGGCGAGCCAUGAAAGACUGGGAGACUUUUGUUGAAACCCUGACACCAAAAAUCAUUGCGUUUGAUGGCACAAUCCCGGAGCUGCCGCCUCGAGACAUCAUAUUCCGUAUAUAUCGAGACCUUCGGUUCAGCAGGGACCAAAAACCCUACAAAUCUCACUUUUCCGCCGCAUUCUCCCGUACGGGGAGGAGGAGACCAUAUGCUUGCUACUAUCUCCAACUUGACCCGGGGUCGUCAUAUGUUGGGGGCGGCCUUUGGGCUCCUGAGCCAGCAACUAUUCACCUACUGCGACAAAGCAUUGACGAGAGACCUGAGGACUGGCGUCAAGUGUUGAGCUCAGAACCAUUUAGGAGCAUGUUUUUGCCCGCCGCAAAGGGGAAAACAGAAGGUGCACUCAAGGAAUUUGCUGUUGCCAAUAAGGAGGGGGCAUUGAAGACAAAGCCAAAGGGCUAUGAUGCAGAUCAUCGGGAUAUUGAGCUAUUGAAAUUACGAAAUUAUCACGUUGUUAAAUAUGUGGAUGAUGAGAUAUUUACCGCUGAGGAUGGCCAGGAGAGGAUAAUUCAGAUCAUCAGCACUCUUCAGCCAUUUGUCACCUUUCUUAACAGCAUAAUCAUGCCAGAUCAGAGCGAACACUGA